Messenger RNA from Zonotrichia leucophrys gambelii, 3933 nucleotides. It is a transcript of the gene ATP8A2, whose product is annotated as ATPase phospholipid transporting 8A2. The coding region runs from base 70 to 3639 and encodes 1189 amino acids. The record is from RefSeq and is a predicted model, not a curated record. Gene Ontology annotation, cellular component: plasma membrane. Gene Ontology annotation, molecular function: ATP binding; ATP hydrolysis activity; ATPase-coupled intramembrane lipid carrier activity. Lineage: Eukaryota; Metazoa; Chordata; Aves; Passeriformes; Passerellidae. Gene Ontology annotation, biological process: neuron development; phospholipid translocation. The transcript is spliced from 37 exons.
GCCGGCGGCCGCAGCGCGGCGUCUGCGUGCGGGGGGGCCCAUGGCCAGCGCGCCCCGGCCGGCCGCACCAUGCCGAACAGGGCCGGCCUGGACACCGCGCUGAAGAUGUCCCUGCGGCGGAAAUCCUCCAAGAUCCACUCCUCGGCCGGACCUGUCUGUUCCACCUCGGGCUACAAGAAGGCGGAUGAUGAGAUGUCCGGAGCCACGUCCGCGGCGGAUCUGGACGAGGCACCAGCCCGCACCAUUUACUUGAACCAGCCCCAGCAGAGCAAGUUCCGCGACAACUGGGUCAGCACAGCCAAGUACAGCGUGGUGACAUUUCUACCUCGAUUCCUGUAUGAGCAGAUAAGAAAAGCUGCAAAUGCAUUCUUCCUCUUCAUUGCCUUACUGCAGCAAAUUCCAGAUGUCUCUCCAACAGGAAGAUAUACCACCUUGGUGCCAUUGCUAUUUAUUUUAACAGUUGCUGGCAUCAAAGAAAUCAUAGAAGACUAUAAAAGGCAUAAGGCAGACAGUGCAGUGAAUAAAAAGAAAACAGUAGUUCUAAGAAAUGGGAUGUGGCAGAACAUUAUGUGGAAAGAGGUAGCAGUAGGCGAUAUUGUGAAGGUCACCAAUGGGCAGCAUCUUCCAGCAGACAUGAUCAUAAUAUCUACCAGUGAACCACAAGCCAUGUGCUAUAUUGAAACAGCUAAUCUCGAUGGGGAGACGAAUCUUAAAAUACGACAGGGUUUGUCUCAAACUGCUAGUCUCCAGUCCAGGGAAGAAUUGAUGAAAGUGUCUGGGAGGAUAGAAUGUGAAGGACCCAACCGCCAUCUCUAUGACUUCACUGGAAACUUGCGCUUAGAUGGUCAAAGCCCAGUUCCUGUUGGUCCAGACCAGAUCUUGCUGAGAGGUGCACAACUGAGAAACACUCAGUGGGUCUUGGGUAUUGUUGUGUAUACAGGACAUGAUACAAAACUCAUGCAGAAUUCAACCAAAGCACCUCUGAAGAGAUCAAAUGUGGAGAAAGUGACCAACAUGCAGAUCCUGGUUUUGUUCUGUAUUCUUCUGGUAAUGGCCCUUGUGAGUUCUGUAGGUGCCUUAUUAUGGAACAGAACACACGGCGAAGUUGUGUGGUACCUUGGCUCCAAUGAAAUGCUGUCUGUCAACUUUGGAUACAAUCUGCUGACGUUUAUAAUCUUGUACAACAACCUUAUUCCAAUCAGCCUUCUGGUGACAUUGGAAGUUGUCAAGUUUACUCAGGCUCUUUUUAUAAAUUGGGACAUAGAUAUGUAUUACCCUGAAACAGAUACACCUGCAAUGGCCAGAACCUCAAACCUUAAUGAGGAACUUGGGCAGGUUAAAUACCUGUUUUCUGAUAAAACAGGUACUCUAACAUGCAAUAUCAUGAACUUUAAGAAAUGUAGUAUUGCUGGAGUGACAUAUGGUCACUUUCCUGAGUUGGAAAGAGAACGUUCAUCAGAAGACUUCAGCCAGCUACCUCCUUCCACCAGUGAAUCGUGUGAAUUUGAUGACCCAAGACUGCUGCAAAACAUUGAAAAUGAUCAUCCCACAGCCGUGCACAUACAGGAGUUCCUCACGCUGCUGGCCGUGUGUCAUACUGUUGUUCCCGAGAGACAAGGAAAUACAAUAAUCUACCAGGCCUCCUCUCCAGAUGAAGGAGCGUUAGUGAAAGGAGCAAAAAAACUCGGUUAUGUCUUCACAGGACGGACUCCCCACUCUGUUAUCAUCGAUGCGCUGGGGAAAGAGAAAACCUUUGAAAUUCUUAAUGUGCUGGAGUUUUCCAGCAACAGGAAGAGAAUGUCAGUGAUUGUUCGAACUCCAGCAGGACAGCUACGUCUCUACUGCAAAGGGGCUGAUAAUGUAAUUUUUGAGAGGCUUUCAAAAGAUUCCCAGUAUAUGGAACAAACACUGUGCCAUCUUGAAUACUUCGCAACGGAAGGUCUGAGGACGUUGUGCAUUGCUUAUGCUGAUCUGUCAGAGACAUCUUACAGAGAGUGGUUGAAUGUCUACAAUGAAUCCAGUACGGUUCUGAAAGACAGAACUCAGAAGCUGGAGGAGUGCUAUGAGAUCAUUGAAAAGGAUUUGCUACUUCUUGGAGCUACGGCCAUUGAAGACCGCCUGCAAGCAGGUGUUCCAGAAACAAUAGCCACACUAAUAAAAGCAGAAAUUAAGAUAUGGAUUCUGACAGGUGACAAACAGGAAACAGCUCUUAAUAUAGGGUACUCUUGCAGACUCAUUUCGCAGAGUAUGUCUCUCAUCCUGGUCAACGAAGAUUCACUAGAUGCAACAAGAGCUUCUCUGACUCAACAUUGUACCAGUCUGGGGGAGUCACUGGGCAAGGAAAAUGAUAUUGCCCUGAUUAUUGAUGGCCACACACUGAAGUAUGCCCUUUCAUUUGAAGUCAGGCAGAGCUUUCUGGACUUGGCACUCUCCUGUAAAGCAGUCAUUUGUUGCAGAGUAUCUCCUCUACAGAAGUCCGAAAUAGUAGACAUGGUCAAGAAACACGUCAAUGCCAUAACACUUGCCAUUGGGGAUGGUGCCAAUGACGUAGGAAUGAUCCAGACAGCUCACGUUGGAGUGGGGAUCAGUGGCAAUGAGGGCAUGCAGGCAACCAAUUGCUCGGAUUAUGCCAUUGCACAGUUUUCCUAUUUGGAGAAGCUAUUGUUGGUCCACGGUGCUUGGAGUUACAAUCGAGUUACCAAAUGCAUACUGUACUGCUUCUACAAAAAUGUGGUUUUGUAUAUUAUCGAGCUUUGGUUUGCUUUCGUUAAUGGAUUUUCCGGGCAGAUCUUAUUUGAGCGAUGGUGCAUCGGUCUGUAUAACGUGAUUUUCACAGCAUUGCCACCCUUUACUCUGGGAAUUUUUGAACGGUCAUGUACUCAAGAUAGCAUGCUUAGAUUUCCACAGCUAUACAAAAUCACUCAAAAUGCAGAUGGUUUCAACACAAGGGUUUUCUGGGGUCACUGCAUCAAUGCCCUCAUCCAUUCCAUCAUUCUUUUCUGGUUUCCACUGAAAGUGCUGGAGCAUGAUGCAGUAUUCACAAAUGGACAGGGAGUUGACUAUUUAUUUGUUGGAAACAUAGUUUACACUUAUGUUGUAGUCACUGUUUGUCUGAAAGCUGGCUUGGAAACAACUGCAUGGACUAGAUUCAGUCACCUGGCCGUCUGGGGAAGCAUGGUGCUCUGGCUCGUGUUCUUCGGCGUGUACUCGGCCAUCUGGCCUACGUUCCCCAUCGCGCCCGACAUGCUGGGGCAGGCUGGAAUGGUGUUAAGAUGUGGAUACUUCUGGUUUGGUUUGUUUCUUGUGCCCACUGCGUGCCUUGUUAAAGACGUGGCAUGGACAGCGGCAAAGCAUACCUACCGUAAAACGUUGCUGGAGCAAGUUAAGGAGUUGGAAUCGAAGACAAGAGAACUGGGAAAAGCCAUGCUUCGUGAUAGUAAUGGAAAGAGCGUGAACGAACGUGACCAUUUGUUAAAAAGGCUCGGCAGGAAAACUCCUCCGAGCCUUUUCCGUGCUCAUUCUGUCCAGCAAAGCGUGUCACAUGGGUAUGCAUUUUCUCAAGAAGAACACGGUGUUGUUUCCCAGUCACAAGUCGUUCGAUCCUACGAUACAACCAAAAGGAGAUCAGAAAUAGAAUAAAUUAUUCUUUACUUGAUGGGUGGUGGGAAUAAUGGGAUUUGGAUCAAUGCAUCCACUGUUAACACAUUCAUGACUAGGUUUGGCAGCAGCAGCCAAAACACCAGAGAACUCAUUUCUGUGGCCUUAGCCAACAAGUUUCUGUAUUCUCCCUGCAAACCUUGAGUGCAUAUUGUGGGGGGGAAAUAAUUGUUUGACUUCAGUCGCAAAGCUCUGCCUAAAGUUUUGUUUAUGUUGUUAUGAAGCAUUUGACUGUGCUAUGUGAGGUGUGAAAUUAAAAACAAUGUUUUACCAUUA